Messenger RNA from Branchiostoma floridae (Florida lancelet), 4114 nucleotides. Its product is annotated as gastrula zinc finger protein XlCGF57.1-like. Bases 249 to 1667 code for a protein of 472 amino acids. The transcript is spliced from 3 exons. The record is from RefSeq and is a predicted model, not a curated record. Gene Ontology annotation, cellular component: nucleus. Gene Ontology annotation, biological process: regulation of transcription by RNA polymerase II. Gene Ontology annotation, molecular function: RNA polymerase II transcription regulatory region sequence-specific DNA binding; DNA-binding transcription factor activity, RNA polymerase II-specific. NCBI's taxonomy places the organism in Eukaryota, Metazoa, Chordata, Leptocardii, Amphioxiformes, Branchiostomatidae.
CCCCCACGUAGUUGCCCGGGGCUUCCAGCAACUGAAAGCGACGGUCGGUCGCGCGUCGCGUCUCUCCAGCUAUUUUAUUUGCUUGUCGUGUCUUGGUUACAGAGGGUUUCAUAACACUCCAUUCCCCAUCCAGGAACACAGGAUAGGAGUAUUAGGACUCUGUUCUUUUUGACGCUGCUAGAAGUUGCUGUGACCACCUCCUUGCUGAGACGAGUGCUGAUACCAUCCUGUUAAAGGAUAAUCAAGAUAUGGCUGAAUCCAACCUUGGAUGCCAUGAUGCCACCAAUGAGAAACCUGAAGUCCAUGAGGAGAGCGGGUAUGAGACAGCUGAGAGGUCUACCUUGUCCCAACAUACGAGAACUCAUACAGGAGAGAAACCAUACAAGUGUGACCAGUGUGACUAUUCUGCAGCCCUUAAAUCCAGUUUGGACAGCCAUGUACUGAAGCAUACUGGAGAAAAACCUUUCAUGUGUGGACAGUGUGGGUACAGGGCAGCUCAUAAAUCUAACUUAUCCAAACAUAUGAGGACACACACAGGAGAGAAACCCUACAAGUGUGACCAGUGUGACUAUUCUGCCGGGAGCAAGUUUGCUUUGAACCAGCAUGUCUCCACACACACUGGUGACAAACCCUACAUGUGUGGGGAGUGUGGGUACAGGGCAGCACAAACAUCCCACAUAAACCGACACAUGAGAAUUCAUACAGGACAAAGACCCUUCAAGUGUGAGCACUGUGACUAUUCUGCAGCCCAGAAAUCCGUUUUGAACAGCCAUUUAGCUAAACAUACAGGUGACAAACCCUACAUGUGUGGGGUAUGUGGGUACAGGGCAACUAGAAAGUCUCACUUAUCUGACCAUAUGAAAUCUCACACAGGAGAAAAACCUUUCUUGUGUGAAGUGUGUGGGUAUAAAACAGCUCACAAGUCUCAUCUUACUGUCCAUAUGAGAACUCAUACAGGUAACAUUACUGAGAGGCCCUACAUGUGUGGGGAGUGUGGGUACAGGGCAAAGCAGAAAUCUCACCUGUCAGACCAUAUGAAAACACAUACUGGUGAGAAGCCUCUCAUGUGUGACCAGUGUGGGUACAGGACUGCUAAGAAGUCUCACUUGGCCCAACACAUGAGAACUCACACUGGUGAAAAACCCUACAUGUGUGGGGAGUGUGGGUUUAGGACAACUAUGAGGGCCAACUUGUCUUUCCAUAUGAGAACUCACACUGGAGAAACCACUUGCACUGAAAAAAAAUUCAAGUGUGACGAGUGUGGGUACAGGGCAGCUAGGCAGUUGCACUUGUCCCAACAUAUGAGAACUCACACGGGAGAGAAACCCUACAAGUGUGAUGAGUGUGACUAUUCUGCAGCUCUUAAAUCCAGUUUGGACAGCCAUCGACUAUUAAAACAUACUGGUGAGAAACCUUUCAUGUGUGGAGAGUGUGGGUACAGGACAGCUUAUAAACCUGCCUUAUCCAAACAUAUGAGAACUCAUACUGGCGAGAGACCCUUCAAGUGUGACUAUUCUGCAGCAAAGAAAUGCACUUUGGACAUCCAUGUAUUGAAACAUACUGGAGAAAAACCCUUCAUGUGUGAGGAGUGUGGUUACAGGUCAACUCAGAAGUCGACCUUAUCCCAACACAUGAGAACUCAUCAUACGGGAGAGAAACCCUACUAGUGUGACCUGUGUGACUAUUCUGCGGCCCAGAAAUACAGUUUGAACGUUCAUCUAAAAAAUCACGCUAAGAAACCACCUGUGUGGGUACAGGGCAAGUAGACAGGUACACCUGUCCUAUCGUAUGAAAACUCAUUCUCGUGGCACCAAAGGACAAAACCCCAAUAGAAGUGAAAUGCAGCAUUGUAUAUCACAUUCCGUGCCAGGGAACUAGAUGGAAAGAGACUUGCGAAGAAUCCUACAUGGGCGGGACUGAACACUGACUGAGAACCAAAUUCCUUCAACACCAAUACCCCUGUUCCCUGUCAUCGGAAGUCUCUCAACACAUCCACAAUGAUUCACUGGGCCAUAUCGUUUCACUGGAUCAAGUCACUUAACAGGACUACUUUGAGUUUGUAAGAGGUUUUAAGGAGGUCAUAUACAUUAGGGCACUCCAGCCAUCACUGAACAGAGACACCGUGCAUUAUAAAUGUCCUGCCACGUUAGACCAAUUGUUGAUGUCACGUGUCCGCAAGAUCACAUGUUAAUAAGAUCAUGUGUCUGUAACUCUCACGACUUUAUGUCCUGAAGUGAUUGGUCAUCAGCAUUGAUCCUAAAGAAGGCGAGUGAAAAUUUGAUCACCUUUGUGUUUGAAGAAAGUUAAGCAUUGUAUUAUCUUCUGGAAUGUUGACUUCAGGAAGAGUUUGCUUUUGAACUAAAUAUCUGUACAGGAAACUUCACAAAAAAUGAAACAUUAUCAUUGUAACUUUUUUUAUUCACAUUUUCCUAAAAUCAAGGCAUACUGUAAAUGUUAGAAGAAUGACAUUUAUCUUAGUUUUGUCUUAAAUCUUCUCAACAAAAGAAGUUCACUGCUACCAGAGCAAUGUAUAUCAUAUCGGAACAGUGAGUAGGUCUAACAAAUGUUUGUCCACUUCCCAAAUAGUAUAUAAUUGGGUCUAAUCCUUAUUUUACCUCACAGUUCACUUCAUGGCACUAACAUAGUUCCAUCAGCACUAUUCUAAAUACCAACCUAUGUAUUAAAAUACUUGGAUAAAAGCUCUUUUACUGUCACCCUCUUGCCCUUGCCAGUGGCACUGCAGGAAUAAGUACCCUUGUAUGUAUGACUACACACAUCUACACGUAUGACUUGGAUAAGUUUGGGAGGCUGUACGUACACUCGGAAGGCAGAAGGCACAUAUAUACAAGCUUUUCUGUCCAUACAAUACAGUAUCUUACACCAACGUGGCUUAGCGGGCAUAACCAAGGUUCUCUGAACCUUUCUAAUUUCAAAGAUGAAUCCUCAGAGUACCAAGGUCCAUCCUAAAUCACUUCUGGUACAUCUUUUCUAUGUAAAGUAAAACACAUGUCAAAAUACAGCAAUUGCUUAUCACCAAUAUUAGCAUUCAAACUCUUAAUUCUAAAUCUUCUUUAUUUGUUAUCAUUAUACAGUAUCAGAAAUUGCAACUUCACUUUGAAAAAUAGGGCAGACGGUCUUAUGUCUUUUCACAGUUAUUGUGAAAAUGUUCAAAUCUUAAGCCACCUCCUAUGCCCAUCUUUAACCUGCCCUUUAAGCUAUCUCUCUAUUGGCUAAAUCACAAAAAAUGCCAGAACAGAUAAACUUUACAAAGUACACAAAACAUAACAUACUUAACAACGAUGUUGUAGUAACAUUUUAUAAAUAAUUCCAUCUGACAAGGUCUUACAUAUGCUUAUAUACUCUAAGCCAUGGUAUUUUCCUUGUAGGGACAUGACAAAAUUGUUCUCCCUUGUAAUGUUAUGGUCCAACUUGACACCGAAAGGAGAAAAAAAGUACAACAAUCAUUUGCUAACCUUAAGUUUGAUCCCAUAUGCAUAUUCAUCAGACAUCCCCAUUAUAGAGCGAUUUGAAAAGAUUGCAGAUACAAAAUUUUCAAUAUCUAUGUAUGACAUUGUACAUCUCAAGGCAUCUACUGGGCUUAUAUCUGGGUAAUUGUUUCAGCAUAGUCAAACCUCUCAUCGAGGCCACCAUGAGAAGAUUUUAGGUACUGCAGUCUUGUGUAUCAUUAAAAUGUCCAUAGUUUUGUUCAACACUAAUAAUAAUGAUCUUAGGGUCUAAGAAUCUUCACUGUACAGUCAGAAAAUGUACUGUAAGGUCUGUACAAUACAAUACAAGGCUAACUCCUCUGUAUCAUAACACACACAUUUGAGGAGCAUCUGCAUCAUUGACACAUAGAUGCCUUAAACAGAUAACUGACUGAAGCUGUGUGAGUCAGUCAGAGCGAUUUGACAAAGCGCCAACUGAAUUUCAUCUGUAAAAAUCUAAUCUGUAUACAAUUUGUGUGUUUUGUUGUCUUUUUAGUCAUAGUUGUGUGUAUUACAUGAUAUUAAAAUUAUAAAGUAUCAUAAUAAAAUAGAAUACAUGCAGCACCAUUGUUUCUUUUCUGUUCACGACACAAAAUGUUACUACUUGAAACUACUUUCCAACCAAAAGG